AUUGUAACAAGCUCACCAACUUUAACACAACUCAUAACGACUUGACCAUCAAUUCUACAACUCCCAAUCAAAUCUCUAUCUUUCAAUCUUAACAAAAUCAACAAAAUGGGUCUCCCCACUUUCUCAGAGUCAACCACCACCACAACAGCAUCCUCUCAAACCCCGCAAGAACAACAGACCAACAACAGCACUGGCGUCGCUACAGGUGCAGGCGCAAACACUGGCGCCGGCGUGACGAGACCAAAGACGGAGGCUGAGUUGGAGGCUGAUCGGCUUUACGAGGAGGCCAUGGAGGAGGAGUAUGCUAAGCGGGAUGGAGGUUCUUAAACGUUGGUCAAGAUGGAACAGCGGAUGGAUGAAUUAAGAUCAUGGAGUUAUGCAUGAGGGUUAAACACAACGGCCCCGAAGAAGUAUCCUCAACUCUAGAUGGAAUGGAACAGAACAUAAAAUAAGACGGAGCGAAUGAAAUAUCUGUUUUAACGCCUA
Messenger RNA from Fusarium graminearum PH-1, 486 nucleotides. RefSeq lists its product as uncharacterized. The coding region runs from base 106 to 327 and encodes 73 amino acids. The transcript has a single exon. The record is from RefSeq and is a predicted model, not a curated record. NCBI's taxonomy places the organism in Eukaryota, Fungi, Ascomycota, Sordariomycetes, Hypocreales, Nectriaceae.